AUGAGGGAUCGGCCCGUCAUCAGCAUCGAAAAUUACACCAUAUACUGCGGCGAUGCUGAUGAGAACAAAGUAGGUGACUGCGUGAUAGCUGUGAGGAACGAUUACAAGAACCUGGUAGAGGAAUUUGGCUCAACGUUGUCUAGAUGCGCCUUUCUACGACUGCGGGAUCGCAGAGGACGUAAACUCUGGAUCGUAAGUGCUCACGCACCUACGGAAACCGCUGAGGACAACAGUAAGGACGCCUUCUAUGAUGAACUCAAUGCGUUGAUGUCUAAAAUACCAAGCCAGCAGGUGGUCAUUGUCGGAAUCGACGCAAAUGCGAAGAUGGGACUCGAACAGCAAUCCGAUGUGCUAGGAAAAUGGUACUAUGCAGCGGAGCGCACGUCGGACAAGGGUGACCGUCUCGUCGACUUGUGCGAACAGACGGGCCUCAUCAUCGCUUCCACGUUUAAGAGGAAUCAUCGACCCCAUCAGCUCACGUGGCAGGGGUCAACCCUUUUAACGCCUGAAGAGCAGCGCAAGCGGAAGAUGAGGACUCUUUAA
Messenger RNA from Necator americanus (New World hookworm), 543 nucleotides. RefSeq lists its product as uncharacterized. Gene Ontology annotation, biological process: chromatin remodeling. The transcript has a single exon. Lineage: Eukaryota; Metazoa; Nematoda; Chromadorea; Rhabditida; Ancylostomatidae. Bases 1 to 543 code for a protein of 180 amino acids. The record is from RefSeq and is a predicted model, not a curated record. Gene Ontology annotation, cellular component: nucleus.